Messenger RNA from Trichomonas vaginalis G3, 666 nucleotides. Its product is annotated as proteasome regulatory particle assembly. The transcript has a single exon. Lineage: Eukaryota; Parabasalia; Trichomonadida; Trichomonadidae. Bases 1 to 666 code for a protein of 221 amino acids. The record is from RefSeq and is a predicted model, not a curated record.
AUGUCACUUCAUCUGAUUGAUAUUAUUUCACAACUUCGUGAUAAAGAUAUUAAAUUAUUAGCAGAACUUUACGAAAAGAUAUUAAACGAAUUCUCAUGCAUCAUCAAACCGGAAAAUGUGAAAUUAACGACACUUCUACAUUACAAAGGUUUCAAAUUUGAACACUUCAGUCCUAUAAAGAAAGAAGAAGAUAUUCUCAAUAUAUAUCCAACAGAAUCUCCUUUAUACUAUAUUGCAUGGGAUAAAGUUGAUGACCUUAAGAGCAAAUUCCCAAAUCUUGAUAUUAAUAAGAAAAUAAAUUAUGAAAUCACACCACUUAAUUGUGCAAUUAAAUAUGGAUCAGAAUUAUGUUUCAAUUAUUUGAAAAAUUUAGGUGCUCAAUUUACUGAAUACUCCGAAAAAUAUGCUGUUCAAGGCGGAAAUAAAAUCAUUUUUAUGCAAAUGAUAGAGGAAGGUAAAUCAUUUGAUAAAAUGAUAAAUACAGCAUUGAAAUAUCGAAACAAUGAAAUUGCUAACUACCUUAAAUUAAAUUUUGGUCAAAGUCCUGAUUCAAUAGCAGAAAGUAUGUAUUUCGGAAAUUAUGAUAUUGCCUCUUAUUUACUUUCUAAUGGAGAAAAUGUCAACAAAACUUAUAAUCUCUUUCUUUUCAUAUUAAUCAUCAUUUAA